GUUCAGUAUCUGUUCAGUAGGCCUCCAGCUGGCGCACCGAGCGUAUUGGUCGAGCGAGGCGAAAGGAAAAGAAAGGGAAAUAAUUGUUGGGAGAACAGCGCGCGGAUUCCGUCUUCUCCGUAAACGUGUUUUUGGGAUUGCGUUCAACGCAACGGGUACGGAUAAGGCGAAUGUGUCCUUGGUCAGGAUUGGGAUUUAUACGACAGCCUACGUGAAUAGAAAGCAUCCCAAACACCCAGUGCAUCAUCCACCUGACUGUAUCUGCUGCUGCUACUAGCCACAUAAAGUAAGGCAAGACAGUCAACAGGGAAAACACGACUGGUACCCAGGGGUUAUCAAUUGGCAGUGCGACAAAAGUUAAAUAUUUAAACACUGAUAAAGAAGAGACUCGAGAGAAGCAGAUAUAUAUAAAGCCAGAAUAGAAGAAUAUUAUUUUCAUCGUCAUAGGGUCCUUUUAAAAUAUGAAAGGACUGCUGGGACUUUUGUGUCUCCUGGCGGUAGGACAAUCCGUCAAAAGGCAGUACUCGUUAAUAGACACGCACAGGCAAAAAUUGUUCGGACUCGAGGCUGAUCUGGACGCUCUGAUUUUUGCAUCCAACUGGAACGACGUACAGACGAAUUCGACUUACUUGGAAAUAAUAAAGGCCUACAAUGACUUCGGCGAUUCGCUGGACGAGCAUUUUCCGGCCACAGCCAAGACUCACGUCGAUUCACUGAACUCGCUUUGGCUCUGGGCUAGAGUCAAGUCCGAGAAACGUACCAUAGACGGUCUCUAUAUGACUUUUCGUAGGAUGCAAGGACAGGUACUAAGCGGAGCACCGUUUAAUGUCCAACAGUGGACCAACUUUGCGGAAACGAUUUUACACGACGUCAGCGCAUCCAUACCAGCUGCCCUUGACCGAAUUAGCAAUUUCAUCGUGCACCAGAAACUGUUCGUAUCGGCCUACCAGGAAAGUUCCUCGCAAAUUUGCAACAUGCAACAAUCGCCCCAGCAGUUACUGUACAGCCUAUACACAACAAUAACGUUGACCGAGAUCAAGGGAUACGCAAUGAUGCAAUUUUCCUGGUUACUCUUGAAGAUGUAUAAUAAAGGCAACUUCAGCGAGGAGAUGCAGCUGCUCAAGAAUGAAUACAUGUUAAGAACUCUGGAGACUCUACGAGAGGUAAAGACGGCCAUGACCUUUGCCCCUAGAGCAUUGUGGAGAUGCGACCCGUCCAUCCACGAGGAAAACGUGACGUACACGGAACUGAAGCAGCUCCUGCAAGGCUUUGUCGUGAACGAGGUCGACAUGAACAGCGCACAAACCUGCCGUGAGAAUUGCGGCUACUACACGGCCGAAAAAGUUUACUCCUGCUAUCAGAAUCAGUAUUGUUCACGUCAGCGACGAUGCAACGGGAUGCUUUACAAUUGUCAGUACAUCGACUCCGACAUGUGGAUCUGCCCUUCGAAACGGGAAAGCAAUAGGCGGUACGAGUACAUAGAGUAUGAAAAUGGCCGUACGUUAGGAAAGAAGGGAACUUGCGCCAGCGGGACUACUAAGGUGGACAGCUGGUGGCGCUGGCUCUUUUGGCACUGCAGCUACUGCAUAUGUUUCUGCGACGACCACAAUUCCAGCUCGGACCGUUACUUCAAUCUGAGAAACGUCACUGCGGAUAUUGAGAAUAAUAUGGUUAUUACGGGCAUUAAGUUUACCAAGAAGAAUCAGAUCAUCCACCUUCAAAUACAGCAAGGUUUACUGCUACCACGUGGCGGUAUACAAUCCGAGACCAUUGGAUGGAAACCUGUGGAGAAUUAUAAGAUUUCGGAUCGCCACGUCCACGAAGGUCGUGAUUACCAUACGUUAGGUUGGAGCCAAAGGGCAUUGGACUUGGAUGACCUAGACGCAUCCUCGACAACGUAUCAUGGAUCUAAAGAGGAACAUCUGGUUACCGGAGUCAGAUUCAGGUUGGUUGGUAAGAAUCUAAAUUUGGAAAUUCUACUGACGCCAUUCAACUUUACGACUGGCAAGCUAAUAAAACCGCUUGAAAGAAGUCUUUGGCAUGGCAACGACAACACAGCAGCGUCCCUGACCAAUCCUAGGACUUUGUUCAAGAUCGAGAAACCAGACGUGCCGACUCACUCACCUGCACCAUCCGUUCCUGACUCCAUGCCGGAUCAGUAUUUGGAAUUCGCACCGAGUGAUCUUACCAAGGACGUGGCUCAGACAACCAUUCCGUUUAUAGACAUACAACCGAUUGUGCCACAUCCUGCUGUACCAAUUUCCGGUGUAGGAAUCUUUCACAAGGGUAGAGAGGGUUACGGCGGUUUCGUCGCACCGAAACUUUUUACGUUUAAUUUUUCGCCUCACUUGAAUAUCGAAUUCCCACCGCCUAAGCCCGUUGUCAGUGAGAAGACCCUUUUAGAACCAGAAAGUAUGUAAAUUACUCGUUAAAGAGGGGUCUUCUGCAAUGCACUGUGUCAAAAUAGAUAUUCACGAGGUUUAAAAGGAAAAUCGGUCCUACGUUUGAUCCUCACAGACGAAUGAGCAAAGAAACAGACUUUCGUAUCUUUUUUAAAACAAAACGUCGUGACAGUGAGCGAUAAUCUCCACGAGCACCGUGAAUGGGAAAACAUUUUUAUUAUCUUCUUUCUACGUAAUUCAAAUAACUUUUGGUAAAUUAAAAUUGUCAUUUUCGACAUUGUAUCCGACAUACUAAGUUUUACUGCAUAAUGCCAUAAAUAAAGAACUGAUAUGUUAAUAAACAGUAUGACCAUUGUUUGUGAGUGAACGCAACGUUUAAUCUGUCCCUUUUUUUUUCUAUUUGAAUUUGACGUUAGCUCACAGAUAUUGAGAAAUUCAAGAGAUAUUUUCCACUUUAUACUCUUCGAAGGAAGUAAGGAUAAUUUAGUGUGCGACAAAUUCUCGAGUGUCUUAUUAAUUAGUUAAUUUUAAAUUAGUCCAAGUAAUAUUCUGUGAUUAGACGGUAUCUAAAAGUACAACUUAAACAUUGCCAAUGUACGGCGCAUAACAUAACUGUGAACGAAUCUAAUCGACAACGUAUACUAUCACUCGAAUAUACUGAGCAAUAAAGGAAAAAAAAAGUCA
Molecule: messenger RNA, 3086 nt
Organism: Cephus cinctus (wheat stem sawfly)
Lineage: Eukaryota; Metazoa; Arthropoda; Insecta; Hymenoptera; Cephidae
Gene: orion
Exons: 9
Coding region: 462-2420 (652 amino acids)
Source: RefSeq, a predicted model, not a curated record